CGCGGUCGGGUGAUAGUCCCUUGCUGACGUCACACGGUUUGGGCGGCUGGCUGGCGAUGGGUCAGCUGCGCGGCCUGCAGCCUCAAUUGCAGCUGGCGAUGGACUUCAGGGCGGUCGUGGUGUCGGCGGCGCUGCUGGUCGCCGUCUCUGUUCAGGGACUUCAACAACCCAGGGUGUACAAACUGCAUGUGUCGUCCGAGAUCCGCAACCGUUAUGCUAAAACGCUUAUUACCAGCAGGAUUGGCAACCCUGCAAAUCAAGCACAAGAAGUAUCUUUCGACGCUGUGCUGCCUGAGAACGCCUUUAUUUCCCUCUUCGUUAUAGAGAUGGACGGCGUGGCGUAUGAGGCGUUCGUGCGAGGCAAAGAGGAGGCCCGCCAGCAGUACCAGGCAGCGGUGGCGGAAGGGCGAGGCGCGGCACACGUCGCUCUCAGUGCACGCGAUUCCAAAGUGGUACACGUGUUGGUGAAUGUUGAGGCGCAGAAAAAAGUAACCUUCAACCUGACGUAUGAGGAGCUGUUGCAGAGAGAAACAGGCGCCUACAACCUCCGCAUCAACAUCAAUCCUCGACAGCUAGUAGAUGAUCUGGCGGUUGAGGUGCAUAUAGAGGAGAAAGCGCCUCUGCGUCUGGUGGAGGUGCCCACACUCCGGCAGAGCAACGAGGUCCUGGAGUCGCUGAACAAUGAUUCGGACCCCCUGGCGCGCAUCGAGCGACCCACGCCUUCGUCUGCCUUCGUGCGCUGGUCGCCCACCGAGGAGGAGCAGCAGCAGCGGAGCAAGGAGGGCAUCUCCGGUCAGCUGGUGGUGCGCUACGACGUGGACCGCGACGCCAGCCCCAGCCAGAUACUCGUGAGCGAGGACGGCUACUUCGUGCACUUCUACGCGCCUCCCGGCCUGCCGCCGCUGCCCAAACACGUCGUCUUCGUGCUCGACGUCAGCGGCUCCAUGCACGGCCGCAAGAUCGAGCAGCUCAAGACGGGCAUGCACACCAUCCUGGACGAGCUCAACGAGGGUGAUGUCUUCUCCCUGAUCCCAUUUUCUAAUGAAGUCCAGGUAUGGCAUCCAGAUGUGACGCUCACAUUUGAAGCUACGUCCCAGGAGAUUCUGGACCCCGUGUUCACCUCCAGUGCUAUCGUCGAAGCCACGAGUGAGAACAUCGCCAAGGCCAAAAGCUGCAUUGACUCCUUUGAAGCGAAUGGGGCCACGUACAUGUUCAACGCAUUGAAGACGGCGCUGCGAGUGUUGGAAGCGAGGUCGACCAGCGGGGGCGGCAGCUCGACGUCAGGCCGACUUCGGCACGCGCCCAUGCUGCUGCUGCUGACGGACGGCGUGCCGAAUGGCAGGGUGAGGAUCGGGGACAAUUUCGUGGACCGCAUCACCGAGUGCAACUCGAAGACCAAGGCCGCGAUCUUCACGCUGGCCUUCGGCACCGGCGCCGACUACGGCUUCCUGCGCCGCCUCGCAGUGCGCAACAGCGGCGUUGGCCGCAGGAUCUACGAGGCCGCCGACGCCCACCUGCAGCUGCGAAACUUCUACCGCCAGAUCGCCUCGCCGCUGCUCACAGACGUCACGUUCAACUACGACGGCGAGCAGGUAGGCUUGCGCACUCUCUGCGGACGUUUCGUCACUAUUGUUACUCAGGUUGUAAGGCUGUUGGAAGGACGCACUGACGAAGGUGAAGUUCUCGACCCUGUUCGACGACGGGGAGUUGGUGGUGGCGGGCCGCCUGCCCCCUGGGCCAGACGGCUGAUCUGUGUCGUUUUGAGCACGUCCCGUAACACGACGGACCGCGUACCAGAGCCAGCUGCCGUCAACGUGGCUUCAGCAGAGAGGCUGUGGGCCUACCUGACGGUGCGCCAGCUGCUGGACCAGGACGCCGCCACACCCAUCGAAACUCCGCACCAGGGCCAAGGACAUCGCUCUCAGGUACUCCUACGUGACACCUGUUACGUCACUGUUGGUAGUCAAGCCAAACGCUACGUCUGCAGUCAACCUCGAUGGAUCUGCUGCCCCAAGACUAGCAUCACUGCCUCUAGGGUUCCACCAUAUACGCGGACGUCACAGGAUGUCGUCAUCGAGGCUGAGACCAAGACCCUCAUGGCUGCGACCACCACGCAGGCGUAUGUCAACCAAGGAAGCCACAACAGUGCACAGUCCUCAGGCAGUUGAAGUCACAACAGAGGCACUCCCUACUCUGGCUGAUAUAUCGUGGCUGGGCCCAUUGCGGAACGGACCUCAGGUCACACUGAAUAUUAACGGCACCGACCAACACUUCCAGCUCGCUCUCAGCCAGACGGAGGGCAGCUUCCAGAACUGC
Messenger RNA from Schistocerca serialis cubense, 2316 nucleotides. RefSeq names its product inter-alpha-trypsin inhibitor heavy chain H4-like. The transcript has 16 exons. The record is from RefSeq and is a predicted model, not a curated record. NCBI's taxonomy places the organism in Eukaryota, Metazoa, Arthropoda, Insecta, Orthoptera, Acrididae. The coding region runs from base 57 to 2168 and encodes 703 amino acids.